This is a messenger RNA of Prunus armeniaca (apricot), 534 nucleotides long. Lineage: Eukaryota; Viridiplantae; Streptophyta; Magnoliopsida; Rosales; Rosaceae. The record is from the annotation of a GenBank genome assembly.
AUGGCUUAUAACGGGUUGUCCAUUUGGUUCAAAAAGAAGGUCGUUGAUCCUCUCCUCGAAAUCCUCCGCAGGGGUGCAGAACCUAAGCUGUUGGCGUUCUCUGCAGCUCUUGGCAUUACCUUGGGAGUAUUCCCAAUAUGUGGGACUACUGUGAUUCUGUGUGGGAUGGCUAUUGCAUUGCUGGGGUCGCAUUGCCAUGCUCCAACUGUGAUGCUGACUAAUGUCCUUGCUACACCAAUAGAACUGAGUUUAAUUGUACCUUUCUUGCGCUUUGGUGAAAUUAUUUCUGGUGGAGCUCAUUUUCCUUUAACUUCUGAUGCUUUCAAGAAAGUUUUAACUGGCCAAGCUUCACGUGAGGUCUUAUUAAGUAUUGCGCAUGCGUUGUUGGGAUGGCUCGUUGCUGCUCCUUUAAUUUUUGCCGCACUGUACAUACUCUUUCUACCGUGUUUUAAGGUGUUGGUUCCCAAGUUCAGCACUGUUCCUUUAAGCCCAAAGAAAGCACUUUCACCCACAGAAGUCAGGCUUAAGGAUUGA